AUGGAGCUUACCGCAACAGCAUUUGUUCCGAAACCCGUCCGUAUUAUCGUUAUAGGUGCUGGGUCAGUAUACUCCCAGUUUCAACUUAGAUUGGUAAUUAAGCGUCACAGGAUAUCCGGCAUCCAGUUUUUGAAAGAUGCAACCACACGAUUGUCAAACGUUAACAUCACUGUUUAUGACAAGAACAGUCAAGAGGGAGGAACUUGGGCCGAGAAUAGAUACCCCGGAUGUGCAUGCGACAUCCCAUCCCAUGCCUACCAGUACAGCUGGAACCCCAAUCCCCGGUGGAGCCGCUUGUAUGCAGAGGCGGCUGAAAUCUUGGACUAUCUAAAAUCAACGGUGACUAAGUUCAAUCUCCAACGAUAUAUUCAGUUCAGUACAACCUGUACCGGGGCAAGCUGGGAUGAGAAGAACUCCGAAUGGAAUGUUGCCCUGCAAAGGAACGGGACGCCUGAUGAUGAAAUCUCUGUUAAAUGCGAUGUUUUUAUUAUUGCUAUAGGAAGGCUGAAUAACUGGAAGCUGCCAGACAUAGAAGGCCUUGACACGUUCCAGGGGCGUGUAAUACAUACAGCCAACUGGCCCCAGGACUUAGACUGUCACGGCAAGGAUAUAGCUGUGAUAGGAAACGGAGCCAGCUCGACCCAGUGUCUAGCAAGCUUAGCCAAAGACGCGAGAUCCAUCGGUAAUUUUGUUCGUGGACCAACAUGGCUGGUUCCGCAUGUAUUUUCUCGCAAUGGAGAAGCGCAAGUCAACUAUUCCCAUGACUCCAUCAAGAAAUUCGAAACCGAGCCCGAUUCGUACUUCCAAUUCCGCCUUGGGAUCGAGAAAAAGCUGGCAUAUAGCUUUCGAGGUCUCUGGGCGAACUCAAACGCUGCUCGAGAAUUCACUCAAAAUGCAAAGCAGCACAUGAUCGCCAAGAUUGAUGACCCACAGACCUUGAAGGCCCUCCUUCCUACUGACUAUAAAGCCGGUUGCCGUCGCUUCACGCCUGCUGACAAGUAUAUCGAGGCUCUAAAUAAGUCAAACGUAGAGCUCAUUUCUACCCCGAUCAAGCAGGUGGAAGGAAAAGAUAUUAUCAUGAAUGACGGCGAACGACGAACAUAUGACAUAAUUGUCUGUGGUACAGGUUUUGAGCCAUACGCGCCGAGGUUUCCGAUCAGAGGGCGCGGAGCAGCUAACUUGUCAGAUCUAUGGUCAAUGGAUGGGGGCUAUGAGAGUUACUUGGCUGCAACAGUCGCUGGAUUCCCCAACUUUUUCGUUUUCAAUCCGCCAAUCUGUCCGGUGAAUGGCUCAGCGUACCCUGGAAUUGAGCGUACGAGUGACUACAUUAUCAGAGUCAUCGACAGGCUACAGAAGGAUCGCCUGAGAGCAGUCUGUGUCAAGCAAGCAGCUCAAGACGCCUUCAAUCGCUGGGUUCAAUCACGCAUGCCAGAGAUGGUCUGGGCGGAGCCAUGCUCAUCAUGGUACAAGCUCCCUAACGGAAAAGUUAUCGUUCCAUGGCCAGGGACAAUACUUCACUAUUAUGCCGCAACUGAAAUAGUGCGAUGGGAGGACUAUGAUCUCAAAUUUGAUGAUGAUAGUCAAAAGUAUGCAUGUUUCGGGAAUGGUAUUACAGUGGAGGGAUUUGCUCCUGAGAGUAUACCUUGGCUGCGUCGCGCUGAUCAAUGCUUAUAG
Molecule: messenger RNA, 1674 nt
Organism: Fusarium redolens
Lineage: Eukaryota; Fungi; Ascomycota; Sordariomycetes; Hypocreales; Nectriaceae
Exons: 6
Coding region: 1-1674 (557 amino acids)
Molecular function (GO): flavin adenine dinucleotide binding; N,N-dimethylaniline monooxygenase activity; NADP binding
Source: RefSeq, a predicted model, not a curated record